This is a messenger RNA of Xyrichtys novacula (pearly razorfish), 5327 nucleotides long. The record is from the annotation of a GenBank genome assembly. NCBI's taxonomy places the organism in Eukaryota, Metazoa, Chordata, Actinopteri, Labriformes, Labridae.
AGACCGGAAGUAGCUUGUUUUAUUCAUCUUCUUGACGCUGAUACCGGGUUAACGCUGAUCCUGGUUGAACUCCUGUCAUCUUUAUAGUGUUUGUCUGUUUUUUUAAAGGUCCGGAGCGAAAUAUCAAGCGAUCCCUCGCCUUACUGAAUGGACAGGGGUGAGAAACUUUACCGAGCCGAUCCGGUUCAAACCAGACCGGGUCAGAAUACGGUUGACAGCAGCACCCAGACGGACAGCAGAGUCCAAGGUGAGACAGGGGGAGUUGAUGUUAUGAUGCAGUUGCAUCGGUUUCCAUUCUCUAAUGCCAUAAAUCAGCUGAUGUUUAUGCAAGAUUAUGCAGCUUUACUGCCUUAUAAUGCAGCUACGUGUUCACUGUUUAUGGCAGCUGUGCUUAUAAUCAGAGUUUAAGAGGGUUAGACCUAUUAACAUCCUGUAAAAGUCAGUCAAAUUAAGUCAAUGUAAACUGUUAAUCUUUUAUUUAGAGGUAGCAUAUGUUAGUGAAAAUGUCUCAUAUUGCUAGGAGACAAAACUGAUCAUCUGGGCGGAUUAAAUGUCUCUGCGCAAGGAGUUUAUUUCUAAGCAUUCAGCUCCAGUGUUGCCACAAUGAUGGGGGAUAUUCGUGGUAGUAAUAGUUUCUUCUUUUUAAAGAAACUGAGUCAGCCUUAAAUAACAUGUGAGGAGUCUCCACAGUUAUAAUCAAACGGGAGGUUUAAUUUUCAUCAAUGAGGCACAUCAUCUCUUUUAGAUCCAGAGCUAGGGCUGAAAUGUGUAAUGCAUAUAAAGGUUGUUAUUAUAGCUGAACUGACAAGCAGCAACAUUUUGCAAUGGGUGCACAAUGUCACCACACAGGUGUGCUAACAUUACAAGGAGGAUCUUCCAGUUAAGUUAAACUUGUUUCUGCAACUGCAAAUAAUUAUCCUCAAAAAAGUGCUUUGACUCUCCUUCAGAUGUGUGUGUAAAUUUAUUUAAUCAUUUUAUAAGAAAUGAAAGUUAUGACACCCUAGGUUAACGCUGAAUUUUUUUGAGAAAGGAAUCUCCAACUGGGGUUGUUCUGAGGACCUGAGGGCUCUACAGUGUUGUGUAAGUGUUAUGCAGUCAGCCAGAUAUGCUGGAGCAAGACCAUGGAUAGCUUUGAAAACAGACAUUAAAAGUUUAAAAAUGAUCCUGAAUUUAAGCGGGAGCCGAUGCAAGGAGAGAAGAACGGGAGUGAUGUGACUGUGAUGGGGGGCGUUGGUCAAAAAGCGUGCUGCAGCAUAUUGUACCAGUUGGCGGCAAGAGAGAGAAGAUUGCUUGAUUCCAAUGUAUCAGGAAUUACAAUAAUCUAACCUAGCACUGAUAAAAGCAUGGAUGACCAUUUCAAGAUCCUUCCUGCUGAGGAAGGGCCUAACCUUGGUGAUCAAAAGCUUAGACCAGGGUCCAAAAUAACUCCCAGGUUGCAGAUAAUAAUGUGCUCUUUUUUCUUUUCUUUCAUGCAGGUCAUGGCCCCAGGUUAUCAAAGGUAAACCUGUUUACCUUGUUGAGCUUGUGGAUGGAGUUGUUUCCGCAGGAGGACCCUGAAGAGGAGGAUGAUCACAAACAGGUUAGUGUGCAAAGUGUUUAGAAUUACUAUAAAGAGUUUUUUGACAUUACAAAUUAAAGUGAAAUUCAUACUGAUGACUGGUCAUGAUGAUCUAGGACAUGGAAAUCUACUUUUCUUCCUGUAUUAAAAGGAGGAAACUCCAAAUAUUUGUAUAACUACAGGCCAAUUUUAUAAUUUGUGAGUUUUGGCUGAAGUUCUGAAGUCUCUUGUUAGUGUUUGACUAGAAGAGUUUUCAAACAGUUUUGUGUGUCUUUGUGUGUAUCUGUGUGUGUUUCAGGUCCACAGGCUGGGUCUUGUGGUGGUACGGGACAGUAAGGUGGUAGGACUUCACUGUUCAGGACCGGAGCUGCAUGCAGGACAGGCAGCCAUCCUCCAACAUGGCUCCCGCCUCGCUGACUGUCAGUUAUAUUUCUCCAGGAGACCCUGCGCGACCUGUCUCAAGAUGAUCAUAAAUGGUGAGGGAAAAAGGAAGAACUUUGUCUGUAUUGUUCCUCUUUUCCUCUUUAUUCAAAAUGAAAAAUGAAAGAGUGGUAAUGUUAAGAUUAAAUUUGUGUUUUGGUGUCUCCAGCCGGUGUCAGUCAGAUCUCCUUCUGGCCUGGUGACCCUGAAAUCAGCAUGUUAAAGUCUGCAUCAAGCCACCAAUCAAACUCCAAUUCCCACAAUUCACCUGGCUGUAUCUCGGAGGAUGCUGCGCUGGAUGCAGUAGCAAUAGAGAAGCUCAAGUCAAACAGCCGUCCUCACAUCUGCGUGCUGCUGCAGCCGCUGGCGCCCGGCUUGGCUCAGUUCAUCAGUGAGACGUCCAGAGAGUGUGACUUCAUGGAGAGAGUGAGAGACGAUGAACCGGGGCUGAACACACACAACCUUUACAACAGGUACAGGGAAUCUGCGACUUCAAAAAAGACGAAAAAUCACUUAAAAUUUGUAUGAAAAAGUGUCAGAAGGAGAUUUUUCUUUGAAUUUUUAGGGAGCGGUUAAAACACCUCAAAGAUUUCUCCAGAAGCUUCCUGGUGGAAACGUCUCAUCAGCACCAGGAGAUUCUGACCCACAUGGGUUUGGAGAAUUUCUGCGUAGAGCCGUACUUCUCCAGCCUGAGACACAACAUGAGGGAGCUGGUGGAGGUCCUCGCUGCUGUUGCUGCUGGGGUACCAACGCAACACUACGGGUUCUACAGGUCAGAAACUCUCACAGGGUUUCACCGUUUUGUAACAAAAAAUCUUCUUUUGCUUGAUUUGUUCUUUUUUUUCUGUGAUUCAGGGAGGAGAAUUCAACCUCUGGGCCUUCACGAGCAAAAUCUUUAAUGGUUCAUCACCAGGAGGGACUGUCACAGGAAGUAGCUCGGCACUGUAUCAUCCAAGCCAGGCUGCUGGCCUUUCGGACAGGUCUGAUUAAUGAUACUGUCUCUAGAAGCAAGCUUAAUGGCACUACAGAGGGAUUAAACAAACUAAUAUCUACAGUAUGUUUAUAAUGAACUGUGAAAGGGAGGUGGUAGAAACCGUUGUAAUGCAACUAAAUAUUAGUUUAUGAUUCUCAGGAAGGUUGAAUCUUCAAGCAUUUCUUAGUUUAUACAGUACUGUAAAGAUGUCAACACUGCUAUUUUUUUUAACAUUAUGUUUCUUGACUUUCUGUAAAAUAUGAUCAAAUUCAACUACUUUUUCCAAUUUUCUUGCUUUGAAAUAGAAUGCACAGUAUCCCCAAUGUUUUUGUGUUCAUUAACAUCCAAUUUAUUUGAAGAAUUUUGAGGUUUACUCACCUUUUUAAACACACUGCUAUUAUUAUGAACAUAACUGUAUAUGAUCCUGCUCAUUUGGUUCAUCAAGGCUCACAGCAACAAUGGCAUUUUCCAUUUUCACCUGUUUCUUACCUGUGAAACUGUAUUUUUGUUUUAACUCAGAGGAUCCUAAAGUUGGAGUGGGAACUGUGAUCUGGGCCAAACGACAGCUGGUGAGCAUAUUUUUCAUCUCUUUGCAUCAGUUUGGAAGUUUUAUCUCAGGUGCAAAAUCUCAUUAUUCCACUCUACAGUUUGGGUUAUUAAAAAAGGACAAAAUUUAUGAUACCAGCUGCAGACAAAUGGAGGUUGACACUGUCUGAUGCUCACAAACAUACACUUGUAAACCCUCAAACCUAACUUUUGUUUGUGGCAACAUUUCAAUAUAAAUCAUGUCAGAGAAAUACUGCAGAUUGGUAAUACUUCUUUUGCAGGCUGGGAGUGACGGGACAGGGUGUCUCCACCUGGUAGGCUGCGGGUAUAACGCUUACCCAGCUGGCUCUCACUACGCAGAGUACCCACAGAUGGACAACAAACAGGAAGACAGACAGAGGCGCAAAUACAGAUACAUCAUCCACGCCGAGCAGAACGCCCUCACAUUCAGGUCAGGACUUUCAUAACUGAUGUGACCCUCCACUGAUUCUGAAUCUGUUCGGCUAAAAUGUUCCUCCUUGACAUUCAGGACUCGAGAGAUCAGACCUGACGAGCCCACCAUGUUGUUCGUGACUAAGUAUCCGUGUGACGAGUGUGUGCCUCUGAUCCAAGGAGCCGGCAUCACACACAUCUACACAACCGACCAGGACAGAGACAAAGACAAAGGAGACAUCUCUUACCUGAGGUUCAGCAGCAUGAAGAACGUCAGCAAGUUCAUAGUGAGUACAAAAAUGGACGUCAAAUCUAUCACUGUGUCCUUACUCCAUCUUUAUUACCUCCGCCAAGGAGGUUAUGUUUUCACCUCUCAUCUUCAGCUGUAAAUGCAAAUAAACUUUUAUGCUUCACUAAAGAGGAGAAACUGAAAUCUUUCUGUCUCCACAGUGGCAGAGGAGUCCGUCUAUCGGUUCUGUAUCCUCUCCUCACCUCGCCAGUAAGUUCCAGUUUAAUUCAUGCCUCAAAAUUAAGCAAAGACAAAAACAAAGAUGUGUUUUUGCUCUUAAAUGGUCUUCUUGAAGCUUAGAAAGACUUGAGUUUGAAUGUAUCUUCACCUCCCUGCAGCUGCACAGCUUUCUCUCUGUAAAACAUGUUCAACCCUCCCACUCAACAAUGAAAAUUUGAAAAACAAAAUUCCAAUGUGUUUAAACAAUUGUGUUACUUUCUGUUUCAGACGGUCACAUUGGGAAGCACAGCAGAGCGGACGAGCAGGAGAGCCACAGCAGCAAGAAGCUCUGCACCGACAGAUCCAAAGACUCGGCGACAAGCUGAACCAAAAAAAGACAAAAAAAAAAGACAAAUGGAGAGACAGGAAAAAACCACUCCCAAAAUAUUUUCACUCACGUUCUACAGAUUUGAUAUUUUAGGAUAGGGGAAUCUGAAUUAUCCCUCCAUGAAGUUUAAAUUUUAGACCCCACUGAGACUGCUUUUGAACCAUGUUUUUAUAGGAGACUGAUCACAGGUCAGUGUUUGUGUGAUGUAACCGGGAGAUAAAAUUCAGUGUGCUCUUUAUUAAACUUGUUUGCAGGCGAAACUCAAGCAGUGAUACGCUGGAGAUUUCGUAUUAUCCUGCUGUGUGUUUUAUAUACCUAAUCAUGGAGGUGACGAGGUGAAAGUGAUGAACUGAGGAAAACCACUCCAGACUGAUGGAUAGGUGAACAAAUAAAGGAGUUCUGAACUGAUGUCGGUUUUGCACAAUCUGAAUUAAAGAAAAAAGACUGGGAUAGAUAGACAUACCAGAACUAUCAACUGUUGGGUGUAUUUUUGAUGCAAAUGUUUUAAAGCUUAUAGAAAUGAUGUAAAGAUAUAUAAAUAUAAACUGUAUGUACAUCUGAA